UCUAUCUCUCAUCCAGAAUUUAACAAAGAAUUUAGUCCAGAGGUACCAGACUGUCAUACUGGGUAGUGGCUCUCCAGUUCUUCAGGACGAAAACAAAUUUUGGGUUUUCCUAGUCUCAAGUCAUAGGUAAAUGGCCUCCGAACCUGUCAAUGUGAAUGAGUUCCAAGAAUUGGCUAGGCAAGCCCUUCCAAAAAUGUACUAUGAUUUCUAUACUGGGGGAGCUGAGGACCAGCACACGCUAAAAGAGAAUGUUGCAGCAUUUCGCCGAAUCAUGUUGCGCCCUAGAGUUCUUGUAGAUGUUAGUAGAAUUGAUAUGUCAACUACUAUAUUGGGUUACAAAAUCUCAGCGCCUAUAAUGAUUGCUCCUACAGCUAUGCAUCAGUUAGCACACCCUGAAGGAGAGGUUGCCACUGCUAGAGCAGCAGCUGCGUGCAACACCAUAAUGAUUUUGUCGAACAUGUCUACCUGCACCGUGGAGGAGGUUGCUUCCAGCUGCAAUGCAGUUCGGUUCUUUCAAUUAUAUGUUCUCAAGAGACGAGAUAUAUCAGCUCAGAUAGUUCACAGAGUUGAAAAAAAUGGUUACAAGGCUAUUGUCUUAACUGUUGAUACUCCCAGACUUGGUCGAAGAGAGGCAGACAUAAAGAAUAGAAUGGUUGCACCUCAGUUGAGGAAUUUUGAAGGCCUUUUAUCAACUGAAGUAGACACUGAUAAAGGAUCAAACUUGGAAGCUUUGAUCAAAGGAAUCUAUGAUACUUCUUUGAGCUGGGAGGACAUAGGAUGGUUGAAAUCUAUUACAAACUUGCCAAUUCUAAUCAAGGGGGUACUCACUCAUGAGAAUGCAAGAAAGGCUGUGGAAGUAGGUGUUGCUGGGAUUGUCGUCUCUAAUCAUGGAGCCCGUCAAUUGGAUUAUACACCUGCCACUAUUUCUGUCCUGGAAGAGGUGGUUCAUGCCGUUGGAGGAAGAGUUCCCGUUCUUUUUGACGGAGGAGUACGGCGAGGAACAGAUGUCUUCAAGGCAUUAGCUCUUGGUGCACAAGCUGUCCUUGUUGGAAGGCCUGUUGUCUAUGGCCUUGCAGCAAACGGAGAACGUGGAGUGAGACGAGUCAUCGAAAUGCUGAAGGAUGAGUUUGAGCUCACUAUGGCCCUUUCUGGCUGCCCCAAUGUCAAGGAUAUUACCAGGAGCCAUGUGACCACAGAAUUUGAUAAGCUACGUUCGAUGCUUUAAUUUUCUUUUACAAGCAUCAAAACAAUAUUCUGCAGAGAGAUGAAUGAGAACGACUGCACAUUGUUAUUCUUGUCUCUCAUAUUGUAAUUCAACUUUAUUAAACUGUGAUCACAAUGUUAACGUAUGUGAUAGUGUGAGUGAUAGCACUUUCAUGCCGAAGUUAAAUAGUCAUUGAGAAAUUAAAUAAAAUGAAGAACAAUAAAUUUAUA
Molecule: messenger RNA, 1434 nt
Organism: Prunus dulcis (almond)
Lineage: Eukaryota; Viridiplantae; Streptophyta; Magnoliopsida; Rosales; Rosaceae
Product: peroxisomal (S)-2-hydroxy-acid oxidase GLO4
Exons: 12
Coding region: 131-1225 (364 amino acids)
Molecular function (GO): oxidoreductase activity; FMN binding
Source: RefSeq, a predicted model, not a curated record